Messenger RNA from Cyclopterus lumpus (lumpfish), 2249 nucleotides. RefSeq lists its product as uncharacterized. Gene Ontology annotation, cellular component: membrane raft; external side of plasma membrane. Gene Ontology annotation, biological process: positive regulation of ERK1 and ERK2 cascade; T cell activation; interleukin-15-mediated signaling pathway. Bases 196 to 1161 code for a protein of 321 amino acids. NCBI's taxonomy places the organism in Eukaryota, Metazoa, Chordata, Actinopteri, Perciformes, Cyclopteridae. The record is from RefSeq and is a predicted model, not a curated record. Gene Ontology annotation, molecular function: MHC class II protein binding; protein tyrosine kinase binding. The transcript has 8 exons.
UGUGAUAUUAGGCAACUAUAAUAUUCCUAUAAUAUCUCCUUCUUGACGUUGGUCCUGCGCUGAAUAAGAAUGAAGGAGAAAUGAAGAUGAAAACUGAAUACAUCUGUAUAUCUGAAAGUAAAAAGCUGAGGGGGGCGGAGUCCAUCGUCAACCCCAGGAAGGAAACAGCAGCAACGCCUCACACGACCACACAGAAUGGACGCCAACGCUCUGCUGCUGUCAGUCCUCAGUCUGGGGCUGCAGGUUCGAGCGGUUAUCGGUGGCCCGCCCACCUCUCUCUUCUUCGGGGGAGGACAAGACGCCAUUCUGCCCUGCGCCAACGCAUCACCGGCGUGCGCCAACGUUUCGUGGUUCUACUUGAUAAAGGACAAAUAUGUGGCGAGCGGAUCUUCACCCCGGCUGAGUUUGGAUGCCGAGUGCUCGUUGGUCAUCAAGAACGUGACGGCGGAGGACGCCAGUUCCUUCGUCUGUCGGCUCGGGAACGACCCUCACCACGAUGAAUUCAUGUUCCUCAACGUUCUGACAAUCUCUCCAUCCCCUCAGUACGACGACCCCGAGAGGGCCGGUGAAGUCACGUUGGAGUGCUCUCUGUGGAGACACAGCUCUGUCCUCCACUGUCCUCCAAACAGCCUCCGCUGGGUGGACGAGGCGGGCGCUCGGCUGCAGGACGAAGGCGUCGGCCACAGGUUCCUCGGGCAGGCCAACUGCGUCUCCGUUCUGACCGUGAAGCGUCAGAGCGGCGUCGACAGGAGAUACGCCUGCCUGUUCGUCGAUGGGAACCGCGUCGCCGUAGAGGCCGGAUACACGCCCGACUUCACAGAGGACCCCGUCGAUCACACCAUCACCAUCGUCAGCGUCGUCAGCGUCAUCGGGGCCGUGGUCGUCGUGGUUGUCAUGGCUGCGGUUCUCAUCAAAUACAGGAAGAGAGCCAAAGGGACAGAGGAUGUCCCGAAACCGACCCAACAGCCUGAUGAAGCCGAGAGUCAUGUGACCUACGUGACUGUCAUCCACGCUCGUCAACAGGCCCCCCCGUACAUAAACGUCGAAGAGGAGGCGGUGACAUACUCUACAGUCAGCGAUGCGCUGAGGCCCCAAGCGGACGAGCGUCCCAGCAGCCUCGGCGGCUCAGUCAGCAAACCCCAAAUAAACCAGAGGAAGUGAAACUUUUCACCAUGACGACUUCCUUCAUCCUGCAGAGUGUCUUCUGUCUUCUGCCUGUCGGAGUUGUUCCUGUUGCUCAGGCGUGCUGUUCUAUUACUUUACAACAAUUGGCCGCGUGGUUUUUAUACAUAGAGAUGUUGUCUUUAUUGAAAAAAAAAAAAAGGUAUUGUGUAUAUUGAAUCCAGAUGUUCAGUUUUGCAACACGCAAGAAUUACGCUUAAUAUUCAAGUUGGUUCUUGCUGCAUUUGAACUUGUGUUGGAAAUUGUUCUCCUUUGUGUGCGUUUAGCUUGUCAAAAGUAAAAGGGACUCACUUCCUGGUAGAUUGUGCGCCCGUGUUCUAAAGCCUUUCCUUCGGGGACCGCGUCUCUAUCCUUCACACCUCUACAAUCUUCAGUGUCGCUGACAAAUUAAGGCCCAUAAACACAUAAUCCUCUUGGUCAAUCGUUGAAAAGGUCAAAAGACGUGAAGCGUACACAUUAAUAUUGAACCAAAACCACAUUCUUUAAAGUUAAAGACCUCGGAGACAUACGUUUACUCGUUGACCACGACCAUCUUCUUAGGACUCGUGUGCCAUCCAAGAAGUUAUGCACUUCAUGGACUGGCAGUGGACUUUAUUUUUCUUUUGAAACCCAUUUGUCAAAAACAUGACGGGGCAUAUGAACUUAAUCUGUUGAUGUGCAGCUUUGAUUUUGAAGUGUAAUGCUCGGGCACUCUGUUGGAAAGCUUCACACAAAGGGUCGGAUAUGUGGUGGUCUUGUUUAUUGCGUACGUGAACAUUUUACAUUUAUAUUUUCGCAUCUCAAGUUACAUAAGAGCCAUUUUUGUCAUAGCUUCAAAAUGAUUGUUCUCUGCAGUCGUACACAGUAAGCAACAACAUCAACAUACGUUGUAUUUACGAUAUUACUUGUAUUUCAGUACUGUUCAACUACUUUUUAAAUCUUCAAGUCCUCCACCUCCAAGAGCGCCUUUAAUUCUUUUUAGUUGAUUUUCAGCUCGAUUGUUGAAUAUGCAUCAUAUGAAUGUCAAACUACCGUCAAGUCAAAUUAUUAAACAUUAUAAAUGGCAGGAUGGAUCUGAUCUGCGUUUA